This is a messenger RNA of Linum trigynum, 1074 nucleotides long. The record is from the annotation of a GenBank genome assembly. Lineage: Eukaryota; Viridiplantae; Streptophyta; Magnoliopsida; Malpighiales; Linaceae.
UCACUCAUUCAGCAAAAGCAGCCGAUCAAAAAUUCACUCUCGCUCAUUCCAACACCAUGGCGCCGAACAAUCCCCUCCUCAAUGCCCACCUUGCUCAUACUGCCAUUUUUACCAAUCGAGGUUUCCGAAACUCUGAGGCAUAUUCGAGGUACCUUCGGUGCUUCAGCGAUCGGGCUCUCCAUCCUUCAUUCCUCAUCCCUCCUACUACAUUCAAUCGAUAUAGACUGAGGGUCAAUGGGUAUAUCAAUGAUCUUGGGUGGAGCUCACUGCUCCAGAAUCGACCCCUUGAUCAGUGCCCUGAAGCUGUGAGAAUGUUCUACGCAAGUAUGCAAUGUGGCCCUGGACGAUAUCCGUCGUAUUUCACCACCACCGUCUACAAUUUUAGCGUGACAAUCAUUGCUGAUGUGUUGGCCACUCUGCUGCAUCUUCCUCACGAUGGUUAUCUAGCUGGGACAACAGAAGACUUUGAUAGCUAUGGGUUCCAUCCCAUAGAUACUAUGUCUUACCUGGCUCGUGACUAUGGGAAGCACCAAUUCUCCAUGUUCUCUGUUGAGAGGCUUCCUGAUGAGCUGAAAGCCUUACACUUCUACAUCACUCGUAUGUUCCUCCCUCGAGAUGCUGCCACGGCAACUACUCUCGAAGAGUCUGACUUGGGGAUUCUGUUUAACGCCAAAACAAGCUGCCCGAUCAGCUACGCCACACUCAUGUUUAAUCACAUGAUUAAAUAUCGAGAAGAAGAGUGCAGUGGGAAGCUGCCUUUAGGUCCGCAAAUCACCUCCCUGCUAGCAAUCUUAGGGGUCGAUCUGCGUGGGAAAAUCAUCAACUAGGAUGUCCAUUCUGACCUCCAGGCCCAGCAUGUCUUGCAUCGCACCCUCUCGGAGCUUGGAACCCAAAAACUUGCCAAAGUUCAAGGGGGAGACAAACCUGCUCAGUCUGAAUCAGGUGCUGAUGAAGACAACAGUGUUGUAGCGUUACCUGCGAGACUUGAUAAGGGAAAGGAAGUGGCAGAAUCGUCUCCCAAGAGGGCUCUGGACUUGGGUCACCUCUAGGAAGGGAUAAAUCUGGAUAAGGAGG